This is a messenger RNA of Peromyscus californicus insignis, 1700 nucleotides long. It is a transcript of the gene Tspan6, whose product is annotated as tetraspanin 6. The record is from RefSeq and is a predicted model, not a curated record. Lineage: Eukaryota; Metazoa; Chordata; Mammalia; Rodentia; Cricetidae. Gene Ontology annotation, cellular component: membrane. The transcript has 8 exons. Bases 84 to 821 code for a protein of 245 amino acids.
AUUUCCGGGGAAACUCGGGAACUCCCGCGCCUGGCUGGCUCGAGUGUUCGCCCCGUGCGGAGGCGCAGGGUCUCGGGCUAGUCAUGGCGUCCCCAUCUCGGAGGCUGCAGACUAAACCAGUCAUUACUUGUUUCAAAAGCGUUCUCUUGAUCUACACUUUCAUCUUUUGGAUCACUGGUGUUAUCCUUCUUGCCGUUGGCAUUUGGGGCAAGGUGAGCCUGGAAAAUUAUUUUUCCCUCUUAAAUGAGAAGGCCACCAAUGUCCCUUUUGUGCUUAUCGGCACAGGCACUGUCAUCAUUCUGUUGGGCACCUUUGGUUGUUUUGCUACCUGUAGAGCCUCGGCAUGGAUGCUAAAACUGUACGCGAUGUUUCUGACACUCAUUUUCUUAGUCGAACUAGUUGCCGCCAUUGUAGGAUUUGUUUUCAGACAUGAGAUUAAGAACAGCUUUAAAAAUAACUAUGAAAACGCUUUGAAGGAAUACAAUUCCACAAGGGAUUAUAGAAGUGAAGCUGUAGACAAGAUCCAACGUACGUUGCAUUGUUGUGGUGUCACGAAUUACAGGGAUUGGAAAGGUACUAAUUAUUACUCAGAAACAGGAUUUCCCAAGAGUUGCUGUAAACUGGAAGGUUGUUUUCCACACAGGGAUGCAGAUAAAGUUAACGAAGAGGGUUGUUUCAUAAAGGUAAUGACAAUUAUAGAGUCGGAAAUGGGAGUCGUGGCUGGAAUUUCUUUUGGAGUUGCUUGCUUUCAGCUAAUUGGAAUCUUUCUCGCCUACUGCCUCUCACGUGCCAUAACAAAUAAUCAGUAUGAAAUAGUGUAACCAGUAGACACACGGGCUUAUUUCUCUCUUACUUUAAGGUUGAAGGUUACCCUUAUGAGCUAUCAUCACCUGGAUGGAGACUGGCAUCUAAUUAGCCUGAUAAACAGCACCAGUAGACUGAUUCGUCAAGAUAUUUGUGUAUCGUGGUCUAUGUCCAUCUUUUGCCCUAUUCAUAUAUCCCUGAGUCUCUGAAACACUGGAAGAGCUAGUAAAUUGUAGAUGAAAUAAUACCAUGUUUCCCUUGAAUUUUAUUUCUCAGUGUGGGGACUGUGAAAAGUGCUGUGAAUUUGCUAUUUUGAUUCAGUGUUGAUGGAAAUUUCACCCAUAUGAAUCUGCUGUUUCUGUAGUAUGAUAGAAAAUUGGUCUCCCUGAGUGGGCCUCUAACUAGUCAAGACUAUGUGGCUUGAUUGUCUAAUCUGCACCAAGAAGGAAAGUGUUUCAUUAGUCUCUGUUCAUAGGCAGAGUCAUGUUGUAUAAUUUCUUUCCAGCUAGUCAUCAGAUGGUGCCCAUCAUUAGCAUUCCUGGGUGGUGGGAACUGUCUCAGGCUUUGGGUGCAAAGCAUUGAAACUAGGAAGAACUACCUAUGUUCUGUGACACAUCUGCUUUCAGCACCCAGUGUAUGUAUUUUUGUCUCCAAACUAAGGCAUUUAUACUGAUUAUACUUUGUUAUUUGAAAAAUUAUUAUUACUUUUAUGGUAUCAGAACUAUUGUAUUUUCUUUAUGCAUUUAAUGGAACUUAUCUUGAUUAACUUUAGCUAGAUUUUCCUUACCAAGCUGAAAUAAUAGUUCACAUCAACUGUCAACAUUUUGGUUAAUUUUAAUAGUGUUCGUUUUGGCUUGUAUCCUUGAUUAAUAAAUAUACAUCCUUUACACAAUAAA